AUGUUGGAGCUGGAGGUAGUGCCCGAGAGAUCCCUCGGCUGCGAGCAGUGGGAAUUUAUUUUAGGUAUGCAUUUUUCUCAAUCAGUUUCGAUAAUACAAUCUCAAGUGGGCAUUAUAAGGGGAGUACAAGUACUUUAUAGCGAUAGUCAUCCUUUAGAUGUAGAUUUAGUAAUAAACUUACCUCACGACGGUGUACGGCUUAUAUUUGACCCAGUGGUGCAAAGGCUCAAAAUAAUUGAAAUUUAUAAUAUGAAAUUAGUCAAACUUAAAUACUGCGGUCUGCCGUUCGAUUCGCCGGAAGUUUUGCCAUCUAUCGAACAAAUUGAACAAUCGUUUGGAGCAACUCAUCCUGGUGUUUACGAUAGCGACAAACAAGUGUUUGUUUUAAAUUUUCGUGGAUUGUCAUUUUAUUUUCCCAUUGAUUCAAAGUUCCAACCUGGAUAUGCGCAUGGCUUAGGAUCACUACCAUUUCCAAAUGGGACUUCCCCCCUUGUAGCUAAAACAGCUAGAUACAUUGGUAAUAUGGCUAGCGGAAGUGGAACAGACGAGCAUAACUUGAAAGCACAUCCACCACCUUUACCGCUCGUCUGCUAUCACAACAAUUUGUAUUUAGAGAAGGUAGAUGUUAUGCGGGAUAAAGCGCGCACUCGAGGUUUGAGAUUGCAUUUUUUCACAGAAGGUAGCUCUGUAACUAGGGUAUUACUGGAGCCAAGGAAACGCUGCUGGACCAAAAAGGUAUUAUUUGGCGAUACUUGCGAAGAUGUGUUGAGCGCUUUGGGUGCACCAUCUCGGGUGUUUUUCAAAGCCGAGGACAAGAUGCGCAUUCAUAGUCCUCACGCGCACGAACAUGAUAAAAUAAGGCGAUCGGAUUUCUUCGAUAACUAUUUCACUUUAGGAUUGGACAUUUUAUUUGAGGCCAAAACCCAAUGUGUUAAGAAAUUUGUGUUACACACAAAUUACCCAGGGCAUUAUAAUUUUAAAAUGUAUCAUUGUAAAACGCUUUCGAACGAGCAAACUGAGGAAUGUAUGUUUGUAUUAAUGUAUUCGUUGGAGAAAAAAUUAUGUAUUAAGUAUGAGCUAAGAAGCAUGUAG
Colletes gigas is the source of this 1092-nucleotide messenger RNA. RefSeq names its product PHAF1 protein CG7083-like. Bases 1 to 1092 code for a protein of 363 amino acids. Gene Ontology annotation, biological process: Golgi to plasma membrane protein transport. The transcript has a single exon. The record is from RefSeq and is a predicted model, not a curated record. Gene Ontology annotation, cellular component: trans-Golgi network. Lineage: Eukaryota; Metazoa; Arthropoda; Insecta; Hymenoptera; Colletidae.